Messenger RNA from Ambispora leptoticha, 571 nucleotides. The record is from the annotation of a GenBank genome assembly. Lineage: Eukaryota; Fungi; Glomeromycota; Glomeromycetes; Archaeosporales; Ambisporaceae.
AUGUUAAAAAAAAAGACCAGCCAAACGGAAAAAUAUAAGGUUAUCCUUUCUAAAAAUGCUAUUGGAGAGGGGAAAAAGGAAUUAACUUACUUUGCCAAGGAUAAUUUUUGGACUAAAAGUUUUCCGACUACUGCCUCCUCAAAAUUUUUGGAUAAUUUUUGCCCUAGCCAGAAUGCUUUUGUAGUUGGGAGGUUGGAGAAAAAAAAAAUAUUAUUAGGAAAAACGGUGCUGGAUGAGUUUGCGUGCGGUGGCACGGGACUUCACGCCGCCACUGGACCAAUUUUUAAUCCUUAUAAUUCUGCUUGUAUCGUGGGUGGUUCUUCCUCGGUAGGUUUUAAGCCUUCUUAUGGUCUACUCUCCCGUUCUGGGGUUAUUCCCAUGGCUUCCUCACUGGAUACAGUUGGAAUUCUGGCUCAAAAAAUAUCGGAGGUUAAAUCGGUAUUUGCGAUUAUUUCCCACAAGGAUCCCCAUGACCUUUUAACCGAAGCAAACCGAAAUAAAAAAAUAUCUCGACGAAAAAACAAAAUAGCAGUGGUGGCGGGAAUAGAAAAAUAUUUGCCAACUGACCUAA